AUGAAGAAUUCACCACUUUAUAUUAAAUGUUUAUCCGAAGAAAGUGAAGUUGAACUUCAUUACAAAGUUCAUACGUCAAUAGAUAUUAUUGAAGAGAAGUUAAACACCGGGAAUAAAAUAACAGCCACUGACAGCAGAGAAUUAUUUUUAGGACUACUCCAUUUUACAGAUGAACAUAAAAUUUUCGGGUAUGCAACAAAUACCAAGGUCAAGUUUGUUGUUGUCUUGCAGACUCCAAGUACCACUGUUAGAGACAAUGAUGUCAGAAUGAUUUUCCGAAAACUUCACACGGCUUACUGUAAUGCUAUUUGCAAUCCAUUUUACAUUCCUGGGGAUCCUAUUGAAUCUAAGUCAUUUGACGCGACUGUAAAAGACAUAAUGGGAAUUUAA
Messenger RNA from Cotesia congregata, 390 nucleotides. NCBI's taxonomy places the organism in Eukaryota, Metazoa, Arthropoda, Insecta, Hymenoptera, Braconidae. The record is from the annotation of a GenBank genome assembly.